Molecule: messenger RNA, 726 nt
Organism: Dracunculus medinensis (Guinea worm)
Lineage: Eukaryota; Metazoa; Nematoda; Chromadorea; Rhabditida; Dracunculidae
Source: the annotation of a GenBank genome assembly
AUGGAUUACUUGGAAAGCUUGUAUGGGAUGUUUCAUAAGGUUGCUGCACGAGAAAAAAUUGUUGGGUGGUAUCAUACAGGCCCAAAGCUUUGUCAGAAUGAUAUUGUGAUCAAUGAACAGUUGAAGCGUUUUACACCAAAUCCUUUAUUAGUUGUAAUUCAGGCCGAGCCAAAAGAUCUAGGUCUACCAACAGAAGCAUAUAUCGAAGUUCAAGAAGUACAUGAUGACGGGACUCCUCCAAUCAAAACAUUUGAACAUGUUCCAAGUGAAAUUGGUGCAGAAGAGGCUGAAGAAGUUGGCGUCGAACAUUUAUUAAGGGAUAUCAAAGACCAGACUGCAGGAACCCUAUCACAACGUAUUACUGAUCAGCUAAGUGGUUUAUGUGGUUUGCAUGGGAAGCUUUGCGAGGUUCGACACUAUUUGAAAGAAUUAGUUGAUGGGAAAUUACCGAUCAAUCAUGCUGUUAUCUAUUACAUUCAAGAAGUGUUGAAUCUUUUGCCAAAUAUUACAUCUCCUCAAUUUGUCGAAUCGCACAAUAUGCAAACAAAUGAUCAAUUGAUGUGUGUUUAUAUGGGUUCUUUAAUUCGCACUGUAAUUGCUCUUCAUAAUCUUAUCGAUAAUAAAUUAUCCUUACAAAAGACUGAAAGAGAAAAGGACAUGAAGAAAGAAGAAAAAUCAGAGGAAAAAAAAGAAGUGAAAGAGGAUAAAAAAUCUGCGAAAAGUUAA